GCUUCCGGAGGUGAUGAGCCGGAGGGACGAAGGGCCGGCGUUCGUCGUCUAGGCAAGGGGUCGCGGGGCGCCUGUUGCUCCUCCACGGGGCCCGAGUACAUCGUCUGCCGCCCCCGUGAGGAGUAGGGAGGCUCUCGUCUCGCUGAGGGAAGGGCAGGUUCUGGCUCCUGAGGAAGGUGGGAGUCAAUCACUUUGACAAGUCUCCUGAAAGGAACAGCCAGCUCGAGUUGACACCUUUUCCAUUUGGUCUCGUGGCAAAGGCAGAGAGUGCUCCAGCAGCUCCGCACAAUAUGACGUGCUCACUAUUGUCCUCUGAACAGUCUUCUGGUACCUCUUUUUUGCCUAAAAACAAUGCCUCCUUUUCUUGGGGUUCCCUGGAUGAAGAUGAAUUGGAUGACUCCUUGUUGGAGUUUUGUGAUGGAGAAGAAGAUGAUGGCCAUUUCAGUUUCACAGAAGAAGAGAUAGAGAUGCUCUUGAAGGACGACGACGAUGGGCAUGAUGAGCAUGGGGAGAGAAAGAGUCGGAUUCUACCUGGCACUCCUCAAGAGAACUCUUUGUACAGCUUGGGACCAGCAGCUGAGACCCCUGGCUUCUUCAAACUACCUCAACUAAGUACAUCAGUUGGCCAUGGGCCAGCUCCUAGUAAAUCAUUAAGCAGACACUUUGUACUCGAAAAGAAUCUUAUCAAAGUAACUGUUGUUGCACCAUUUAAUCCAACAGUUUGUGAUCCUGUGCUUGAUAAAGACAAGAUCGAUUCCUCCAAAGAAACGGAAAAACCUGCCUCCCUUGGGGAACAGAUGAGAGAAGAUACUCCUCCUCCCAAUGAGAGUAAACGUUGCACUGAGGCUGAAGGGGUCAGUCCCAGUAACUCUACUUGGGAUGGGUCCCUGCUUGCUUCUCCUUCAAACAGUAACAUCGAACAAACUGCCUCUGAUAACAAUAUACCUGAAACUAAGAAACCUACUCCUGUAUUCUCUCAGAUGGCCAGCCAUUCAGAGGUACCCAACAGGGCAUCAUCCUGGAAAAAUAGUGGAUCACAGAAAUCAGGUUGUGAAGUGAGAAUUCCAGUUGUGUCCAGUUCGUCAAAUAGACAUGCUUUUGACAAGGAUUCUGGGGAGGUGAAAGGUGAGAGAAGACUAGGCAAAGUCAUUCCUGUUCUACAAACCAGAACCAGGAUGUUUUCACAAGCAGAUCUAGAAAAACAGAAGGACAUUUAUCUCAGCAAAGUCAUUGCUCAUAUAGAAGACCCAGGGGACUCUAGCCAAGGUACCUUGGGAGAGCUCGAUGCCCUGAUGGAUCAAGUUCAUAUGCAGAACCCAGACUGGCAGCACCCUUCAGACCUCACUACCCGAAACUACGCCCGGUUCCGACAGAGACCUCUUCAAAGAUACAGCCUGAGUCAGUGGGUUGACAGGAACAAGCGAAGCCACCAUCGCUUCCAGCGCCUCCCAGACUUCUCAUACAGUCCAUGUGUUUCAUCCCAUCAACAGUGACAGUCCCUAUCCAGGGCCCUGUCCAUAACAGUAUCUUAUUUUCCUCUGCUAUUUUUUUGUAUAUUUUGAGUUUUAUUUUUCACAAGGUUUUUAUUUAAAGAAUUUGUCACCUUUUGAAAAUGCCCAUUACUUUCUUGAAUUUUUUUUAAAAAAUGGGGA
Acomys russatus (golden spiny mouse) is the source of this 1652-nucleotide messenger RNA. It is a transcript of the gene S100pbp, whose product is annotated as S100P binding protein. The transcript is spliced from 7 exons. Gene Ontology annotation, cellular component: cytosol; nucleus. NCBI's taxonomy places the organism in Eukaryota, Metazoa, Chordata, Mammalia, Rodentia, Muridae. Gene Ontology annotation, molecular function: calcium-dependent protein binding. Bases 291 to 1493 code for a protein of 400 amino acids. The record is from RefSeq and is a predicted model, not a curated record.